CGUAACGGAUAAGGCCAGGUAUCAGCUGAUGAUUCGCGGCGAGGCCGCGGUAGAGCCACGUAAGACGGAGCACACGCUUAUUACACGCGUAAUUUGAAAAAGCGCGUAUACAAUAGGCGAGUGUGUACGAGAGACGAACGCGAUUCGGCGACGCGCAGUCCUCCAGUCCCAUCGAGAUAUCAGCAUCGGAUGUGUAGCUGAAGGGCCAGCUGAGAGAACGCAACUGUCAUUUCCGUCGUCACGUGGAAUUAAACGCUGGCAUCCGAACACUCAUAUCGGUUAGAUGACGGCGCGGCGCCGUGGCUUGACAGGUCAUGGGGGCCUGUCUCGGCCACUGCUUAACGAGAAUUACAGAUUCCGUGCCGUACAGAUUCUAUCGAAGGCAUACCAGAAUGCCUUUUCCAGAAGAAGAACAAGCUGAGUUCAUGGACGCUGAAGAACAUGAAGACCAAACUAAAAGAUCAAAAAGUCUGUUAUCAUUUCUUUCUUUAAAAAGAUUCAAGAAAAAGCACGGGGUUCCAGUGACCUUAGAAUUAUUGGAAGAUGGAGGAUGGUCACGAGGUGGUAAUAAAUAUGCCAGAUUGAGUUCUAGAAAUGAUGUUUCUACAAGAAUUAUAUUUAGCUCUGGACUGGAUACACCGCUUCAAGUUCUCGAUGCAAGAACAUUAAUGAAACAACAAACUUAUGUUUCUUCUACUCCAGGAUCAUCGCUCGAUCUUGAGUGGGAACACGAAGGAAUGCCUUUACCAAUUCUGAACAAUGGAAAAGAAAAUACAGAGAAUUCUUUAACACAAACAUCAAUUAACAAUAGUCAACCAUCUAGCUUGACAUCAUCUCCUUGGUCCAGAGUUUCAAGCCCAAACAGUUUAGAAUGGGAUCCAGUAGAAUCAGAUAUGGUAUGUGUCGAUAUGGAAACUGAACAACUUUUAACUGAGAUAGAAAGAUUAACAGAUAGAGCUCUAAAAGAAACAGGCGACUGGACUAACACUAAUACUAGCUGAUAAACGAUUUAAUUAUAAUCAACGGAAUUGUUUGUAUUUUUGUAUUAUGAAAAUUCAUUAUAAAAUUAAAAUAGAUGCCCUAUACUUUCGAGAGAUACAAAGAGAUAUUAUUUCGAUAUUACGAUUCUUGAAACAAUAUAACUGUGUUUAUAUUGUUUCAAAGAUGUGUAUUUUUUGUACGACUUAAAAUAUAUAUUGAGCACAAAAAUUUGAUGAGGAUAUCUACGUUGUGCAUAGCGUGUCUUAUAAUAAUCUCUAACAUGGAAAAGAGGAAUAAUGUCAAGCUAUCAAAUCAAGGACACCUUCUCGCAGUAUAUGCAUAUGUAUGAUAUUGUAUACAUAAAAUAAAAGAUAUAUUUCUUGUUUUAAAUUUUAAGUCUUGUUUUACAUUUUAGGCAAAAUAUUUGCUUGCUUAAUUAUAUGCUGAAAUUAAAUUUUUGCAAUGAACUUAAGAAACAUUAACAUUUUUACUUUCGCUAUUACCUUACACACAGCUUCCAUAUGACAAUAAAUUAUUUACAAAUAAAAU
Molecule: messenger RNA, 1530 nt
Organism: Camponotus floridanus (Florida carpenter ant)
Lineage: Eukaryota; Metazoa; Arthropoda; Insecta; Hymenoptera; Formicidae
Exons: 7
Coding region: 315-1001 (228 amino acids)
Source: RefSeq, a predicted model, not a curated record